UAGCCGAUGCCGGAGCGCAGCGCGCAGGCGCGGGCCGGCGGUGCGAGCGGCUCAUGGCUGACGGCGGCGGCGGGCGACGAUGACCGACUACAGCGAGGAGCAGCGCAACGAGCUGGAGGCCUUGGAAUCCAUCUACCCGGACUCGUUCACGGUAUUGUCAGAAAAUCCAACGACUUUCACCAUCACUGUGACAUCUGAAGCAGGAGAAAAUGAUGAAACUGUCCAGACCACCCUUAAGUUUACCUAUAGAGAAAAAUACCCUGAUGAAACUCCACUUUAUGAAGUUGUCUCACAGGAGAAUCUUGAUGAUAAUGAUGUCACAGACAUAAUAAAGCUACUAGAACAGCAGGCAGAAGAAAAUUUAGGAAUGGUAAUGAUCUUCACUCUAGUCUCAGCAGUACAGGAGAAAUUGAAUGAAAUUGUGGAUCAAAUGAAAACACGAAGAGAAGAGGAAAAGAAACAGAAAGAAAGAGAAGCAGAAGAAGAGGAGAAACAACGUUUUCAUGGCACUCCUGUUACCAUUGAGAAUUUCCUAAACUGGAAAGCAAAGUUUGAUGCAGAACUCCUAGAAAUAAAGAGGAAAAAAAUGAAAGAAGAGGAACAAGCAGGCAAAAAUAAGCUAAGUGGUAAGCAGCUGUUUGAAAUGGAUCACAAUCUUGACACCUCUGACAUCCAGUUCUUGGAGGAAGCUGGAAACAGCGUGGAAGUUGAUGAAUCUUUAUUCCAAGAAAUGGAUGAUUUAGAGUUGGAGGAUGAAGAGGAUGACCCUGACUACAACCCUGUCAAUCUAGAUAGUGAUUAGACUUUCACAGACUGGCUCUUGUCAUCAGUAUGGACACAUGCAAGGAGAGAGGGGCAGGCAGGAAAGCCACAGCAUCUGUGGUUUUAGUAAUCUGUAUUGGUUUACUUUUCUUCCUUUUUUUUUCCUUUAUUUUUCUUUCCAAAGAAAAACACCAAAAGGUUUUAAAUCCAGGAGAAUGGUCUCCUGAUGACUUCCAUUGUGAAUAAAUUUACUUUAAUACUUCCCAUGACAAAUUGGAGGAUUAUUGAUCUGUCUGAAAAUGCUCUUCCAUUUUCUCUCUCUUUUUUUCCCCUUUUCCUCCUCACUGCUGUGAUUGUCCUUUGAAGAGAUGUGACAAGGAGCAAGAUGGAAAGUUAAGUUACAGCAAGUGCUAAACACACCUGCAUCUGAAGGCUGAGCAGCUGGUGUGCUGUCUUCCACCUGGGCCACACAGGGGCAGCUUCAGUGAAUAAAAGGGAUCACAAACUAUGCAGUUAUUUUUUUAUUAUUAUGAUUUUGUUUCUUCUGCAGAAUUUUCUACUGCUGCAAAUCAGUUCUGGUGCCCUAACCUAUCAGCUGUUAGAUAGGCAGGGCUGCUCACCUCUGAAUAAAAAUUCUCAAGUUUAAUGGAAGCUGUUUCCAAACUACUAGAGUAAAAUCUGUUAGCAUUGUUGAGGAUGAGUAGUUUCAUCUCUCUAGGGGAAAAAAAUCUGAUUGAGGUGAAGUCCUCUUCAAAACCUUGAUUGAUUUGUUCAGAGUGAGUUGGGUUUCUCUUGAAGUUCUCUUGAACACUACCAGUGGAAUGCAGGUUCCAGUGUCAGUUUGAAUGUAAUGGUGGUUGUUUUGGAAAGCACCUUGUUGGCAGCCCAUAAAGGUUGGCACAAUGUACAAUAAAGCUGCACAUCAGCUCGUGGACGUUAAGGAUCCUGCAGAGUUGCUUACAGAGCUUGAUGUUGAACUCCUCCCUUCCCUCCUCCCCAAAAAGAACUGGAGUUUAAAAAUGCUGUGUUUGAGACUGCAUCAGUUGGAAGGCUGGUGGUGUGGAUGAAGGUUUCAAAAGACAGCUCUCCCAAGGCACCUCAAUGAUUAAACACUGUGUGCUGGAUUUUUUUUUUAAUUCUGUUAGCAGACUGCCUUAACUGCACCAGCUUCAACCUUUGAAGAGGGGUGCACUGAAGUGUCACAGUGCUUGGAGGAGCAGCAGAUUGAUGAACUUUAUAAAUACUUGUAAAUUCCACCUUGAGAAAUUCUGAAGACAAUGUAACGGUGUAUUGGAGUCUCUGCUUGUGUCACUUGAGAAGGUCUGUUUGGAUGAGGGUGGUGAGGCACUGGAACAGGUUGCCCAGGGAGGUGGGAGAAGCCCCAGCUCUGGAAUUUCUGAAGGCCAGGCUGGAUUGUAGCUCUGAGCAACCUGAUCGAGUGUGAGGUAUCCCUGCCCAUGGCAGGGGGGUUGGAACUGGCUGAUCCUUGAGGUCCCUUCCAACCCUAAGAAUUCUAUGAUUCUAUGAUCUCUAAGAUGUUUCAUUAGUCUUUUCAUUUUGUAUUCCACAUGAGUGACUUUCCAGUAGAUAGAAAUAAAUGCUCAAGUAUCCUGUAAAUACUUUUAUAAAUGAACCAUGUGCCUUUGUUCCUCCUGUCCUCUAUUUGACCUUUUUAAUUCUGUCUACUAAGAACUGACAAGCAUCUAGGUUUCAGUGGUAUUGUGUAUUUCAAAGCAAUAAGCAGGAUCUGUGUUCCAGCAGAGUUACCAAAUAUAUGAAAAAGUUGUGAGCUAAUGUGGUAUCAAAUCUGACUUUCCCAAAGAUAAUGGUUGGAUUGAAAGCAUCUUCAUGACUGCAUCCAGCUUCCCGUGUGAUUGCCAGGAUGCUUUAAAAUGCUCCUGGGUGCUGAACUUCCUUUACUUCUGGCGUGUCUCAAUUCAGCAGCAUAUAGAACACUUAACCCUUGAGGCUGCUUUCUGUUUUUCAGCUAUGUGUGUUUCAAACUGGCAUACUUUGCUCAAAGGAGUGAAUUGGUUCUCCUUAAACCUGGUCUGAAUCUGAGAAUGCUGUGGAGUCUGUGCAAAAUGUGGUAAUCUGAGGGAAUUUUCCAAGUGGGUCACUAGCAAGAGUCUAAACAUGGGGAAGAAGGUUUCUCAUGAAUGGUAUUUCUAGAUCAAUGAGGUUUUCUAGUCUGUUCUCACACUGACAUAUUAACUGGUUUUCAUGCAGAGGAUGUACAGCUUCAAAAUGUCAAGCAAGGCAAAGUGUGAAAAUGUGUUUUCACUGUUACACCUCAUGUUUCAAAGCAGAGGGAAUAAUAAGGCUUGAAGUGAGCACCAGGUG
Molecule: messenger RNA, 3105 nt
Organism: Dryobates pubescens (Downy woodpecker)
Lineage: Eukaryota; Metazoa; Chordata; Aves; Piciformes; Picidae
Gene: RWDD1
Product: RWD domain containing 1
Exons: 7
Coding region: 80-802 (240 amino acids)
Biological process (GO): cytoplasmic translation
Molecular function (GO): protein binding
Source: RefSeq, a predicted model, not a curated record